CGGCGGUGACGACCUCCCUACGAGAACAUGCCUCUCGCAAAGGAUCUCCUUCAUCCCUCUCCAGAAGAGGAGCAGAGGAAACACAAGAAAAGGCGACUGGUGCAGAGCCCCAAUUCCUACUUUAUGGAUGUGCAAUGCCCAGGACGCUAUGAAAUCACCACGGUCUUUAGCCGUGCACAAACGGUCGUCUUGUGUGUUGGCUGCUCCACUGUGCUCUGUCAGCCUAAGUGGAAAAGCAAGGCUGACAGAGGAUGCUCCUUCAGGAGGAAGCAGGACUGAAAGCCCCUGGUUCAAGAUGAGAAGAUGAGCGGGAACCUUCCCAAUAAACACAUGAAAGGGCUGUGCCUCCCCUGUAGACACCG
Rattus norvegicus (Norway rat) is the source of this 362-nucleotide messenger RNA. The record is from RefSeq and is a predicted model, not a curated record. NCBI's taxonomy places the organism in Eukaryota, Metazoa, Chordata, Mammalia, Rodentia, Muridae.